AUGCAAACUCGCACUCUCGUCGGCGCCGGAGCUGGCGCCGGCGUCCUCGGCCUCAUCAUUAUGCAGUUGGGCAAUCAGUCGCAAGACCGUCAGUACAAGAAGACAUUGCAGUACAUGCAUGAUGGACGCGAAAAGAUCUCGGAGAAAUUCCAGGACUCAAAGGCCAAAGUUGAAGAUCUUGCCAAGUCCAAGAAAUAA
Molecule: messenger RNA, 198 nt
Organism: Exophiala mesophila
Lineage: Eukaryota; Fungi; Ascomycota; Eurotiomycetes; Chaetothyriales; Herpotrichiellaceae
Exons: 1
Coding region: 1-198 (65 amino acids)
Source: RefSeq, a predicted model, not a curated record